UCACAACUAACAGACACUUCCAGCGGGAUAAAAGAGUAAAUAUCUUCAAGUCGAACAGUUUGCUCAGCGCGAUCCCAACGGAAGARAAUACCACCUAACGUUUAGAUGGCCAUUGUCUCGACUGUAAUCUAGUUUUGGGUCUUCAAGUGGWAUUUUCUUGGRCUUGUUUGCGAUUUUAUCGACUUUCUGUCAAUCUUCUUCCAAUCAAAAAGUCGAGCGGACCAAGUUUGACAGCAGCAGAACUCUGCGCGUGCGUAAGGUGGAGUCYGCUGGCGGUAGGUAUUGUUGUUAUGGUGUUCAUACGCGAUUGACCCGCUCAAGAAGCAAAUCAUCAGGGUAGUGAUAUCAUGAUGGAAAUCACGUCAUAUUGAGCAAAACUACACCCUUCUCUSUCCGCUCGCUCUCUCGAUCCAUCUCUUUCAUCUACGGAUCCCAUGAGAGAGGCUGACCAAGGCAGCAGUGUGGACGGUGUUGGACAGAUCUACAACUAGUUAUGCCCAGAUCGUUUCUUGUGAAGAAAACUCUGCUUGGAAAGCGUAAGCUGUCGCAGGAAGCGGACAGCGAAAAUGUUACAACUCAGCGUGAAUUCAUCCAGCCCAGUACAUAYCCCGUGCCUAACACCACUCCUCCAACCUACUCAACUAGUUUUACCGGUUUUCAUCACAAUUUGGACACGCACGGCCUUCACACUUUAGCAGAUCUUUGUCUACGGAGAGCGGAGUAUAAYACUACACAAAUCACCUCUCCACAAACAACCACAGAUUUACCAAGUUAUCAAAACGAAAAGAGUGGAAAAUUCCAGACAAACAGAUUAAAGAGAGAACAAGACUUGUCGCCGGUUGAGUCUGUUGGGGAAACAUAUACAGAAGACAUCAAGGAAGAGGAUGGYUCGGAUAAGCCUAUUGAUGUGGUUGGAGAUGAUGAAGAAAUAAGAAAAGGUGAUAAAAAUGAGAAUGUUAAUACAGCACGGCUUGAGAGACUUGAAGAUGAGUUGGAAAAGAUGUUACAUUUCCUGAAUGAAGGACUCGACAUCAAGGAUGAUAAGAAAACAAGGUUUUAUCGAUGGUAUCUGCGUAAGAAGCUUUCUUCAAUGGAUCCAGAUGACGAAAGCUUCACCUGCUACAAAUGUGGCAAGAUCUUUGCUUAUCAGAAUUACUUGGAAAGACACGUCAAGUACGUCUGCCCAGACAAGACAGGAAGAACGUGGAAAUGCUCACACUGUAGCAAGGCCUUCCAGUACCCCUGCUACUUAAGAAGGCACAUGAGGUCACACACAGGUGAAAGCCCUUACAAAUGUACACAGUGUUCGAGAGCGUUUGUCCGAUCAACCGACCUCCAAAGACAUUUACGUAAUCAUACCGGUGAAAAGCCAUACAAGUGCAAAGAAUGCUCCCGUGCAUUUGCGCGCUCGACCGACCUCAAACGACACAUGCGCACGCAUACCGGCGAGAAGCCCUACAAGUGYUGGCAAUGUUCCAAAGCUUUCUCCCAAUCAGGAAGCCUGCAGACUCAUUUACAUACUCAUUACAARGAAUCCCUACAGAUUAAAGGAGUUCUCCCCGAGUGAAGGAAAGGAGAUGAAGGUGAUCUCGUUCAGAGAUAAUUAUGUUUGCGCGCUUUCAAGGCAGAUGCGGGUACCAGUUUGARGGCUCGUUGUUUCAUGAUGUAACGCUAGACAUUCAUGGCUAAAAAWGAUAAAUUAACCGGAUAAAAAGAUUUACCAAAAUCUCGCGGAUCCAACAAAGAAAAAAAAAAACGGUUAUGAAAUCAUGUAUUUAAGUAAAUACGCACUAAUUUAAGAGGACRACGCAGCAAAAAAUAUUUUUCGGUCGCGAUCGGUUUACCAAAAAAUUCCGAUCAUCGUCGAAUAUGAUUUCCUUUUCCCCGCCUCGUGAUAAGGAUAGCUCAAGUCCAAGAUCUAUUUAUAUAUAUAUAUAUAUAGUUCUUGCAAUGCUUGCUGAUGCUUUGCUGCUAAAAUUUAAUCACGUAAGCUUUCAAAAGAAAAAGAACAACAGAACAUCCGGUUCCGAGAAACUUAAAGCCACGUUGUUCAUACAACGUUAAUUUAACUUAAAGCUGUCGCGGGCUACAGCAUUCUUCGACGAAUUUUAAAAGGAGUGCUUCACCUACAAAAAUGAAAAUUUUUCCUUAAAGUGCCUUGCGAUACAAAGCAAAUGAGCAGGAUUUUUCUAAUUUAAAAAUUUUAACUUUGCGAACCGGGUUAAAAGUAAAAAGUGUAAAUUUAUUAUAUUUAUUACAAUUAUUUUUAUCUGUAAUGUGUAUAUAUUAGCAUGUUUUUAUUUUCGCUUAGUGGAUUUUCAUUUAUUUGUUGCAAGAGCAUUGGUUUUGCAAUGAUGCUCAAUCGUUAGUCGCGGUUAUUAGUAAUAGACCUCGUUAGCUUGGGCGUAGUGUUUUCCAAUUCCAGACCACUUGUUAUCCCCUUGAGAAUAACAUUCCUUGUUUGAGCUACAUCCAUAGACCAAAUUCAAAACUUGCACCGAUGUGAGGCUUAAGUUGUGAACAAAGAGUUCUGGCGUGACUCAAAGUAAUCUGGCUUGAUUCAAAAGUCACGAAUCACGCCAGAUUCCUUUGUUCACAACUUAAGCCUCACAUCGGUGCGAGUUUUGAAUUAUAGCCAUUCCGAAGUUGAUGAAAUAAUUGGGUCAUGUUGGCAUCGCAGUGCAUUGCGGGACUGUUAAAGGCACAUAUUUCCAAGAUGUCGGAAUAUUUGGUCUUGAGAGAGAAAACACUAUAUACAAGCUACUGAAUGGGUCUAUUGCUCUAAUAGAAAAAAAUAACAYAAAAAGAAUAGAAAUGUUAUGAUUACUCGUAGAGUAGAAUUAUUAAUUAAUAAUAGCGAAACUGUAUCAGUUUAUUAUKUGAUUUCAAUAUCAAUUUCAUUAUUAUUAUUAUUGCUAUUUUUGUAAUUCAAUAGAAGGUAAACAUAUUUUUAAAAUAGGGCAAAGC
This is a messenger RNA of Actinia tenebrosa (Australian red waratah sea anemone), 2967 nucleotides long. RefSeq lists its product as uncharacterized. The record is from RefSeq and is a predicted model, not a curated record. NCBI's taxonomy places the organism in Eukaryota, Metazoa, Cnidaria, Anthozoa, Actiniaria, Actiniidae. Gene Ontology annotation, molecular function: RNA polymerase II cis-regulatory region sequence-specific DNA binding; DNA-binding transcription factor activity, RNA polymerase II-specific. Gene Ontology annotation, cellular component: nucleus. Gene Ontology annotation, biological process: positive regulation of DNA-templated transcription; epidermal cell differentiation; regulation of transcription by RNA polymerase II.